This is a messenger RNA of Gadus macrocephalus (Pacific cod), 1419 nucleotides long. Its product is annotated as potassium/sodium hyperpolarization-activated cyclic nucleotide-gated channel 4-like. Gene Ontology annotation, biological process: transmembrane transport; monoatomic ion transport. Lineage: Eukaryota; Metazoa; Chordata; Actinopteri; Gadiformes; Gadidae. Gene Ontology annotation, molecular function: monoatomic ion channel activity. The record is from RefSeq and is a predicted model, not a curated record. Gene Ontology annotation, cellular component: membrane.
AUGGAGAGGUUGCAGUCCUCCAUGCGUAAAAGGCUCUACAGUUUGCCACAGCACAUUGGACACAAAGCGUCCAUCAUGGGGGAAGGAGAAGACGGAGACAAGGACACCCGAAGGAAGAGCAUCAGGAUGAAGCCUCUGCCGUCCCCGUCGCCGACCUCUGGGGGAAGCUGCAGAGGCAUCGGGGAAACCAAAAGUGGGGAAUCGGUCAUCAUGGAGACGGACAUUGGGAGACAAUCGAAGACGAGCUCGAACGGAGAUUGCCGUCGGUUUCGUGGGAGCCUCUCCUCCAUCACAAGUCGGCAUGUGCACGACUCGGAGUCCGCGGAGGAGAGGCGACUCAUCACCGAGGCGGGGGACGUCACCCCGAGCGAGGAGAGCCCCCCCGGAGCGGUCGGUGGCGGGCCGGAGCAAGUUGCGCAAGGAGCCAUCCGAGUCUCUGCUCUCUCUCUCUGCUGCCCGUCUCAGAUCUUCCACAUGACCUACGACCUGGCCAGCGCCAUGGUGAGGAUAGUCAACCUGAUCGGGAUGAUGCUGCUGCUGUGCCACUGGGACGGCUGUCUCCAGUUCCUGGUGCCCAUGCUGCAGGACUUCCCUCCCGACUGCUGGGUGUCCAAGAACAAAAUGGUGAACGACACCUGGGGCCAGCAGUACUCGUACGCCCUGUUCAAAGCCAUGAGCCACAUGCUGUGCAUCGGCUACGGCAUGCACCCCCCGGUGGGCAUGACGGACGUGUGGCUGACCAUCCUCAGCAUGAUCGUGGGCGCCACCUGCUACGCCAUGUUCGUGGGCCACGCCACCGCGCUCAUCCAGUCCCUCGACUCGUCCCGCCGCCAGUACCAGGAGAAGUACAAGCAGGUGGAGCAGUACAUGUCCUUCCACAAGCUGCCAGCGGACAUGCGCCAGCGGAUCCACGACUACUAUGAGCACCGCUACCAGGGCAAGAUGUUCGACGAGGACAGCAUCCUGGGGGAGCUCAACGAGCCGCUGAGAGAGGAGAUCAUCAACUUCAACUGCCGCAAGCUGGUGGCGUCCAUGCCUCUGUUCGCCAACGCCGACCCCAACUUCGUGACCUCCAUGCUGACCAAGCUGCGGUUCGAGGUGUUCCAGCCGGGCGACUACAUCAUCCGGGAGGGCACCAUCGGCAAGAAGAUGUACUUCAUCCAGCACGGCGUCGUGGGCGUGCUGACCAAGGGCAACAAGGAGACCAAGCUCUCCGACGGCUCCUACUUCGGGGAGAUCUGUCUGCUGACUCGCGGGCGGCGGACGGCCAGCGUGCGGGCGGACACCUACUGCCGGCUGUACUCACUGUCGGUGGACCACUUCAACGAGGUGCUGGAGGAGUACCCCAUGAUGAGGAGGGCCUUCGAGACCGUGGCCCUGGACCGGCUGGACCGCAUCGACGCCUCAACGCAGUCGUGA